CUCUGGUCUCUCUCCAUCGUCCUCUUGGACUCGCUGCUCACCAUACAACGCCAUCUUUUUUUAUCACUUUCCUUUAGUGCUCUUCCGCUUCUAUCCAACCACUGCUUUUUAUUGCUUUGUUUCUCUGACCCAAAUAAUGCCAGUGAUGGGCGGUGGAGAUGCUCCGAAUGGAGGGGCGUCGGAAGGCUCAGAACGAGUCAAACCCUCUUCUCAAGAUUCCCGUGACUUGAACUUCUUAAUGGCUUCUUGUUAUCCAAUUAGCCUCAAGUUCAUUGACAUAUGUUACCGGGUCAAGCUGGAGAAGAAGAAGAGCAGAGGAGGCCUCUGCAGGCCCAUGUUGGGCGGCCCAACCAAGUCCUCUGAUCGGGGAUCAACAACAGAAACCAUCCAAGAAAAGACGAUACUUAACGGAGUUACAGGAAUGGCUUGCCCCGGAGAAAUCCUGGCCGUUCUUGGUCCAUCAGGGAGCGGAAAAUCAACUCUCCUAAACGCACUUGCAGGGAGAAUCCAAGGACACUGUUUCACCGGAACAGUACUGGCCAACGGCCGGAAACUUACUAAACCGGUGCUGAGACGAACCGGGUUCGUGACUCAGGACGACAUCCUCUAUCCCCACCUCACAGUCCGGGAAACUCUCAUCUUCUGCUCGCUGCUUCGCUUGCCCAACACCCUCACAAAACAAGAAAAAAUCUCACUGGCUGACUCGGUGAUCGCCGAGCUGGGGCUCGCAAAAUGCGAGAACACGAUAAUAGGAAAUAGCUUCAUAAGAGGAGUUUCAGGGGGAGAGAGGAAGCGAGUAAGCAUAGCACACGAGAUGCUGAUAAACCCAAGUCUUCUGAUACUGGACGAGCCCACGUCUGGGUUGGACUCGACCUCGGCAUACAGGCUGGUUUCCACGCUGGUGUCACUGGCAAACAAGGGGAAGACCAUAGUAACAUCCAUGCACCAGCCCUCCAGUCGAGUCUACCAGAUGUUUCACUCUGUGCUCGUCUUGUCCGAAGGCAGAUGCUUGUACUUUGGAAAGGGAAGCCAAGCCAUGAGCUACUUCGAAACUGUUGGCUUCACGCCGUCUUUUCCCAUGAACCCAGCUGACUUCCUCCUCGAUCUCGCUAACGGGGUAUGCCAUCUUGAUGGAGUAAGUGAGAGAGAGAAGCCCAACAUAAAGCAAGCUUUAGUUUCUUCUUACAACAGCUUGUUAGCUCCAAAGGUGAAAGAUGCCUGCAACAUGGAUACCAACGUCACUGCACCUAAGGAGACUGUGAGCCUGGCUUCAAAAGAGUGCAGAAGAAGGUGCAGUUACAGUGGCCUUUCCACUUGGUUCAACCAGUUUAGCAUUCUGCUCCAAAGAGGCUUGAAAGAAAGAAAGCACGAAUCCUUUAACUCUCUCAGGGUUUUCCAAGUGAUUGCCGCUGCAUUAUUGGCUGGUUUAAUGUGGUGGCACUCUGAUUUUCUAGACAUUCAAGAUAGACUCGGCCUCCUUUUCUUCAUUGCCAUCUUCUGGGGUGUGUUUCCAUCCUUUAACUCUGUAUUCGCCUUCCCCCAAGAGCGAGCUAUCUUCAUGAAGGAACGGGCUUCUGGUAUGUACACUCUUUCUUCCUACUUCAUGGCUCGAAUCGUUGGAGACAUGCCCAUGGAGCUGAUUCUCCCUAUGGUUUUCCUCACGGUGGCUUAUUGGAUGGCUGGACUAAAGCCUGAAGUGGGUGCAUUUCUUCUUACAUUAGUGAUUCUCCUUGGCUACGUGCUCGUGUCUCAGGGACUUGGCCUUGCUCUUGGUGCAGCUAUCAUGGAUGCAAAGAAGGCUUCUACCAUGGUUACUGUCACAAUGUUGGCAUUCGUUUUAACAGGAGGGUUUUAUGUGCAUAAGAUGCCAUCUUGCAUGACUUGGAUCAAGUAUAUUUCCACUACCUUCUACAGUUAUAGGCUUCUUAUCAAUGUCCAGUAUGGAGAAGGGAAAAGAAUCUCCUCUCUAUUGGGUUGUUCUCACCAUGGAAUCAACAGGGCCAGCUGCAAAUUCAUUGAAGAAGACAUUGGAGGCCAAAUCAGCCCAGCAUUUUGCAUCACUGCCAUGGUUUUUAUGUUUGUGGGGUACAGGUUACUGGCUUACCUUGCAUUGAGAUGCAUCAAGGCCUGAAACCUCCUCAUAUUUUAGGGUUCUUGUUCUUAAUCCAUCAGACCUCAUAAUUGUAACUUCUGAAGGUGAUGGGGUUUGGUACAAGCUGGUGGCUCGUGGUGAUGACUACUGCUAGAUGAUAGACCUACUGGAUUCACACUCAUUAUGGCUGAAGCAUCGGUGUAACCGUUGGCUCGCAAGUAAAUGUUAACAGUUGGCUGGCAAGUAAAUGUAUAGAAUCAACAGAGCAAGUCCUCCAAUGUUACUUUCUUGCAAAAUUUACAAUGAAAACUAGUAAUUAAUUGUUUUUGUUCUUUCCAUCUGAAUCAAUACAUGGAAAAACAAGUGUAUUCCUUGAA
Molecule: messenger RNA, 2469 nt
Organism: Vitis vinifera (wine grape)
Lineage: Eukaryota; Viridiplantae; Streptophyta; Magnoliopsida; Vitales; Vitaceae
Product: ABC transporter G family member 25
Exons: 3
Coding region: 137-2131 (664 amino acids)
Cellular component (GO): membrane
Molecular function (GO): ATP binding; ATP hydrolysis activity; ABC-type transporter activity
Source: RefSeq, a predicted model, not a curated record